Carlito syrichta (Philippine tarsier) is the source of this 2470-nucleotide messenger RNA. Its product is annotated as zinc finger protein 300-like. The record is from RefSeq and is a predicted model, not a curated record. Lineage: Eukaryota; Metazoa; Chordata; Mammalia; Primates; Tarsiidae. Gene Ontology annotation, molecular function: DNA-binding transcription factor activity; RNA polymerase II cis-regulatory region sequence-specific DNA binding. Gene Ontology annotation, biological process: regulation of transcription by RNA polymerase II. The transcript has 4 exons. Bases 133 to 1980 code for a protein of 615 amino acids.
GUGCUUGCUGACACUUUUAUAAGGUUCAAGCAACCUUCUUCCACAGGAUGGCCAUUAUCUACCCGACUUCUGGUGGUGGCUUAUAGACUGCUGGAUGUCAGGUCUUACCCUUCGAGAUUUGAUUCUCUCUCCAUGAUUCCUCAGACCUCUGCCUUAUUGGAAGAGAAUCAGACAAUGAUCAAAUCUCAGGGUCCAGUCUCAUUUGAGGACGUGGCUGUGAAUUUCACCUGGGAGGAGUGGCAGCACCUGGACCCUGCACAGAGGACCCUGUACAGGGACGUGAUGCUGGAGAACUAUAGCCACCUGGUCACAGUGGGGGGUCCAGUUUCCAAACCAGAUGUCAUCUCCAAGUUGGAACAAGGAGGAGAGCCAUGGAUCAUAAUGAGAGACAGACCAAAUUGGAUCUAUCCAGGUGCAAAUGUGGCAGACGGAGAUAAGGACAGAGAAAGUAGACUUGAUACCCCUCAACUGGAUAGAUUUGGAGAUGUCCUCUUUCAUAAGGAGGUACUGAAAAGUAUCCCAAGGGAUUAUUCAAUAUACUCCAUCUGGCAAGGUAAUGACCAACUGGAGAGAAAUCAGGAAAACCAAGACAAACUUCUCAGGCAAGUCACAGUCAUCAACAACAAAGCAGUUACUCAAGAGUCAGGCCAUCCAUUUAAUACAUUUGGAAAAUUAUUUCAUGACUGCACAGACCUCAAUACAUCAAAAGUAAAACUGUACAUAUGUGAUUCAUUUGAAAAGAGCUUGAAGCCUAAUAUGAACCCAUUCAGUUGUAAUAGGUGUCAUGCAAGAAAAAACACUGAUGAGAAUUUUAAAUGUGGGAGAACACCUAGCUACCGAUCUUUCUGCUCUAUGCAUGAAAACAUUCAUAAGGAAAUGAAGCACUGUGAAAGCACUCAGUGUGGAAAGAUUCUCAGCAAUAAACAGUCUCUUAUUCAUUAUGUGAACUUUGAAACUGGGGAGAAGACCUAUGCAUGUACUGAAUGUGGAAAAUCCUUUCUCAAGAAAUCACAGCUUAUUAUACAUCAAAGAAUUCAUACUGGAGAGAAACCUUAUGGUUGUGGUGCAUGUGGAAAAGCCUUCAGUGAGAAGUCACACCUCAUUGUACAUCAGAGAACUCAUACCGGGGAGAAACCUUAUGCAUGUUCUGAAUGUGGAAAAGCCUUCUCUCAGAAAUCUUCCCUCAUUAUUCAUCAGAGAGUUCACUCUGGGGAAAAACCAUAUGAGUGUAGUGAAUGUGGGAAAACCUUCUCCCAGAAAUCACCCCUAAUUAUACAUCAGAGAAUACAUACUGGGGAAAAACCCUAUGAAUGUAAUCAGUGUGGGAAGGCCUUCUCCCAAAAGUCACAGCUGAUUAUACAUCACAGAGCUCACACUGGAGAGAAGCCAUAUGAGUGUGCCGAAUGUGGGAAAGCCUUCUGUGAGAAGUCCCACCUUAUUAUACAUAAAAGAAUUCACACUGGUGAAAAGCCCUACAAAUGCGCUCAGUGUGAGGAAGCAUUCAGCAGGAAGUCAGAACUCAUUAUACACCAGAUAAUUCAUACUGGGGAGAAACCCUAUGAAUGUACCGAAUGUGGAAAGACAUUCUCCCGGAAGUCACAGCUCAUCAUACAUCAGAGAACACACACUGGGGAGAAACCCUACAAAUGCAGUGAAUGCGGAAAAGCCUUCUGUCAGCAGUCGCAUCUCAUUGGACACCAGAGAAUUCACACAGGAGAAAAACCUUACGUAUGUUCCGAAUGUGGGAAAGCUUUCUCUCAGAAAUCUCACCUCCCAGGGCAUCAGCGCAUUCAUACAGGAGAGAAACCUUACAUAUGUGCUGAAUGUGGAAAGGCCUUUUCCCAGAAGUCAGACCUUGUUGUACAUCGGAGGAUUCAUACUGGGGAGAAACCCUAUCGAUGUGCUGUAUGUGAGAAGGCCUUCAUCCAGAAGUCACAACUCACUGUACAUCAGAGAAUUCAUAUAGUAAUGAAACAAUAGCAAACCACAGAAAAGCCUUCAGUAUCAUUUCAAGCCUUAAUAGAUACUGCAAAACCGAUAGAUUUGAUGAGUUUUGGAACUACGUCUCUGUUGAUAAAAUUUUACAUGUGAAAUCAUGCUCCUAAUAUAUUUCAUAUUUAAUCAAAGAUAACAGAAAAGUCUUAGUAUAGAAAUGAAUGGGGCUUUUUCACUAUGGCAUAUAAAAUUAUUAAAGUGUGAAAUGAAUGAUUAGCCUAACACAACAUGUUACAUAUAUAGUCUGUUUUGAAUUACAUGCUCCUGAUUAUACUACAUAAUAAGGAUCAAACAUAAGAUAUUGUUAAUGUUAGCCUAGCAUAAUUUUGGUCAUACAGUCAUUCCCUAUAGAGCAUGUUAAGAAAGCUUGCCUCAAAAAAUGCCAAGAUCUAGAAAUUGCAUUUGAAGGAGGGGCUUGAUAUGUGCCCUAAAGAUAUAUAUAAAAUUGUUCUUGUAGAAAGACAGAAAUAUGGGU